CCUUUACUGAAAACCUAGAAAACCCGUACAGAAUUUUCGCAGUAGACAAUAUGGCUACGUCUAUAUCAUUGUCGCCGCCAGGAGCCACUUUCAAACGGCGCCUCUACCCUGCGAAGCCGCACAGCCAGCCACUGUUCCAGGCAGCACGUGAGAACCCGGGGAAGAUCGACGAUAUACUUCGACCGUACAUACAUGACGAGGAAUUACCGUCGGAUCUUGCAGUUUACCUUUUAGAAUAUACCAACAUCCAAGUGACUCCCAGUCUCUUCGGCGAUCAAUCACCGGAUCGACCCCGCUGGUACUAUGCCAACUGCCUAAUCUUUGGCAUGGUACUUGGCCGAGCAUACAAACUCCUAUCAACACCCACACGGCCACCAAACAGUUUAUCCAACCCUUCGGAUUUUCCCUUUUCCAGACUUCCCGCCGAGCUUCGUCUCCAUAUCUAUGAAUAUGUCAAGGCAGACUCCAUCCAGCGGAAACGGCUCUGGGACGUGAUGUCGAGCGUCUUCAUCAAAGCCUUAUGGUCGGGCCGGGAUCCAGAAGAAGGCGCACGCUACAUUGCAGGCAUUCUGAUCGUAACGUGCGGCAUCUCUCUCUCCCACGCCUCCACCUUCCUCCUGGGCCAGGGCUCCAACUGGGUUUGGUGGGACAACAAGUUCUCGCAGCCCGAACACACCUGGACAUGGCAAGAUCUCGAGACGGGGAUCCUCGCAACGGCCGACCUGCCCCGCUCCAACACCUCCAUGGACGCCGUCUGGGACAAGUGGAGGCAGCUCCAGAACCUCGAGGCGAACGAGACGCACACGGUGCCCUGGCCCGAAUACGUCUCCGGGAACACGCUCGCGGUGCUCGACCUCGCGAGGGCGCACCUCAGGGCCGGAGAGAGGGACUGGACGCCGCCGGAGCUCGUGGCCAAGUUCUUGCUCCCGCUUUUCGAUGGCCUGCCUGCUGAUGCGAGGAGCGUGUGGGAGGCUACGGGGUUCAUACUCGAUGUAGAUGAAUCUGGGGCUACUGCUGCUGCUUCGUCGUCGUCGACGACGUGAGCGUGUGGGUUGUACUUGCAUUUGUAUCAGUCUUUUCUGGGGGUAUUCGCUGUAGCAAUUCAUUUGGUAUGUUGGGAUUCACAGAGAGAUCAUGGCGUGCUGCGUUUGUAAUAUUCAAGUUCCAUUAGCGAAAUGAUAGAAUAGAAUUGCU
Aaosphaeria arxii CBS 175.79 is the source of this 1194-nucleotide messenger RNA. RefSeq lists its product as uncharacterized. The coding region runs from base 51 to 1043 and encodes 330 amino acids. The record is from RefSeq and is a predicted model, not a curated record. Lineage: Eukaryota; Fungi; Ascomycota; Dothideomycetes; Pleosporales. The transcript has a single exon.